AUGUUGCACCUGCUGUGGAGCGUAGACACUGUUGCCUCCAUAGAGAAGCUAGCUGUGAAAAAGAUGCCAAGUGAUCUAAAAGAGACACUUAAUGAAGUAAUCAAGAUUGAGUUCUGGGCUGGCUGUAUAAAGAAAAACCAGACAGAGUGCUUGCCAAAUUGCCAUACAUUCCUGAAAGAUAAUUUACAAGAGUACUUUCCAAAACAAUCAGACCCUCUGACAUGGCUGCGCAACUCAUUCAUGGAUGAGGAUAAUGGGAUGAAGCAGAAUCUGUCAGUGACUGAAAAAGAACAGCUUACUGACAUUUCAACUGACCUAACUUUGAAAACCAAAUACAAGGACUCUCUCCUUCCUUUCUGGAUAAACCUGUUGCAUGAGUAUCCAGAAUUAUCUAAACGAGCAUUGAAACAUUUUAUGGCCUUUGCAACAACAAACAUGUGUGAAGCAGCUUUCUCUAUUUAUGUUGCAACUAAAAAUAAAUACCGAAGCAAGUUGGAUGCUGCACCUGAUAUGCGUCUACAGUUAACAAACAUAGUUCCAGAUUUGAUGGUCUUUGUAGCCAGAAGCAAGCUCACCCAUCACAUUAAAAAAAGUUCCCCCGACCUCUAUAUCUAUGGGUUCCCCAAGGGGGCAUUUGAGAAUCGAGAUUCCACAUCAAAACUGGCCAUUAUUAAACCAGAGUCAUGA
This is a messenger RNA of Macrobrachium nipponense, 687 nucleotides long. Its product is annotated as zinc finger BED domain-containing protein 5-like. Bases 1 to 687 code for a protein of 228 amino acids. The record is from RefSeq and is a predicted model, not a curated record. The transcript has 3 exons. NCBI's taxonomy places the organism in Eukaryota, Metazoa, Arthropoda, Malacostraca, Decapoda, Palaemonidae.